AACAGAAUGAGUGGAGAUGUAGCGGACCAUUAGGAGAAUGAAAGGAGGUAAAGUUAGACAUGAGGACAGAAAGAGAGAUAUACAUGGACAUAGAGAAAUAGACACUGGGAAAAAAGAGACAUAGACAUAGAAAUAGAGACUAGAUAGAAAUAUACUUUAGAACUGGGAGUGAGGUAAGGGGUAGGGGGUAGGGAGGAGUAGCACAUGUACAGAGAAAAGGAGGGAGAGAGAGAGAGAGAGAGAGAGAGAGAGAGAGAGAGAGAAAAGAGACAGACUGGAUGCAGCUGAGACACUUCUGCUCUGUCCCUGAUGUCCAUCAGAUAUUUUGCUUUUGAAUGGAUUGAAUACAUCGUGUCAGAUUUUCGGAGAGGAGAUUUACUCAGCGCUAUGGAGGACAGAUGGAGUCAAAUGGAGGAACAGCAUCUGAUGAGUGGCAGAGAAGAAAGGAAUGUUUAAUAUAAAGCAUGAACGACUUAGGGGACAAGACGGAAUUGAUCAUCAAAAAACAAUAAGCAGCCAGAUCCAGGACAACUCUGGGGCAUUUAAACAAAAAGCUCCUCUUCCUGGAUGGAUCAACUUCGACCUGACCACUGACCUUUGAUCCCUGAGUGACAUUUUUUGGGUGGGAAUUGGCACAACCAAAACCUGAGCACAAAGCCGAUCUACCCACAGAAUGUUCUGGAAACUAGCUUUCACUGCCAUUUUGGCCUGCUCCCUCUGUGCAUCAAUGGAAACCAAGAAGGCCCGUCCAAGAGGCUCUAUCCCCUCCCCUUACAAGCUCAAAGGCAAUGAGUUGUUGUCGUCAUCUUCAAUCACCCUAUCAUCCCUGAAGCAACCUUCAACAAAACGGCACAAAAGCAAACAAGAAGUGCUGCUGUCAAGUCGUGAGGCGCUGGUGGUGACUGAGCGGAAGUACCUGAAGAGUGACUGGUGUAAAACGCAGCCCCUGAAGCAAACAGUCAGCCUCGAGGGAUGUGUGAGCCAAACCAUCAUCAACCACUUCUGUUACGGCCAGUGCAAUUCGUUUUACAUCCCCCGACAUCUGGCCAUUACAAAUGGUCGGGGCCAUGGACGAAAACGGCCUCCCAGGUCCAACCACGGUGCUUCCUUCCAGUCCUGUGCUUUCUGCAAACCUCACCGGAUCUCCACACUCACAGUACGGCUUCACUGCCCCAAGUUGCAUCCACCAUACCGACAUCGGAAGGUCCAACGCAUAAAGGAAUGCAGGUGUAUGUCGGUUAGUGUCAGUGAGACUCAUUGACAGAGGGGGAUCACUUGGAAAUGGUUCUCAGUGCAACAAAGGGAUGGACAUAUCGUGGUAUAGAUAACAAGCCAGAAACCAAAAAAACAAACUGAUAUUAAAAUGGACAGAAUUUAACCAGAUAGGAAAUGGCACUGUGAAGAAGCAAUAUGUACACCAUUCAAACAUUCUAAAAGUCUUGCUCAAGGAUACAAAAGCUUGACUGUACUGACAUUCAAAUUCAGUCUUUUAAACAAUAGUUGAACUCCUGGGCCUUCACAUCACACCUUAACAAUGGAAUGCUGAUUAUUUCACUUGUGUCACAGAAAAUAGAGUUACACAGACAUUGGGAAUUCAAGAUUCUUACCAAAUUGGAAACACUGUUGCUGUGAAACAAGACACGAUUGUAUCCAUUAUACACGAAAUGGGACCUUGGACUGAUUUUGGGGCCCCCAUGUGAAUAACAUGCAUUAAUAUGAUCUAUCAGACAUUCUUUUUUUUAGGAAAUGACAAUUGCUGGAAAACUGGCAAUACUGACACACAUAUACACUAUAUUAGAGUUUAUUAUAGUGACUAUUUACAAAAUACAAGUAUAUCUACAUGAAAUUUUAUAUAAUACAUCUGUCGUUGUACAGAAUUGUAUGUUACAGUAAAAAAAAGCUUGAAUUUACUUGCACGGUUUUCAAAGUUUGAUAUUUACAAAAUGACGUAAUGUCUACUCUAGCAGUCAUUCCCUAAUACAUCUUGUGUAUAGUUUCUAGUCAUGAACUUACCCUGGUGUACUUUUAAUAUUUUUUUUGUUGAUAAGUGUCCUAUUUACUGUUUCUAAUCUUUGAACUCCUCAUUCAACAUUCAGGUGGUAAGAAACCUGAAUAUGAGAAGCAAAUAAUAAAUUUUUUACUGAUGCUUUCAACAUUUUAAUUUGAAGUGCAUUCAAAACAUCAUUAUUAUAAUAUUAUUAUUUUUUAAUAAUUUAUCUUUAAAAAAAGGAAAGAAAAAUAAGCAAUAACAAUAACAAGAUAGUUUAAUAAAAGCAUUA
Molecule: messenger RNA, 2279 nt
Organism: Silurus meridionalis
Lineage: Eukaryota; Metazoa; Chordata; Actinopteri; Siluriformes; Siluridae
Gene: grem2a
Product: gremlin 2, DAN family BMP antagonist a
Exons: 3
Coding region: 674-1261 (195 amino acids)
Biological process (GO): animal organ morphogenesis
Molecular function (GO): receptor ligand activity; BMP binding
Source: RefSeq, a predicted model, not a curated record